Pseudocercospora fijiensis CIRAD86 is the source of this 1038-nucleotide messenger RNA. RefSeq lists its product as uncharacterized. Gene Ontology annotation, biological process: tetrahydrobiopterin biosynthetic process; tetrahydrofolate biosynthetic process. Gene Ontology annotation, molecular function: zinc ion binding; GTP cyclohydrolase I activity; GTP binding. Gene Ontology annotation, cellular component: cytoplasm. The record is from RefSeq and is a predicted model, not a curated record. The transcript has 2 exons. NCBI's taxonomy places the organism in Eukaryota, Fungi, Ascomycota, Dothideomycetes, Mycosphaerellales, Mycosphaerellaceae. Bases 1 to 1038 code for a protein of 345 amino acids.
AUGGACGAAUUCUCUUCGCCCAGACCGAAGCCCAUUCCACCGCAUCUCGUCAACGGCCACAGUCCACUGCAUCCAGCUGCAUCCGCCGAAAGAGACCGCGAAGAUCGAGACAGUGUUCUCGCAGCCAUAAAAUCUAGCAUGGGACCACGGCGCGAACCUAUAGAUCUAGAAGAGCUCGAACAGCCUCUGCCGCUCCACACAGCUUCUCCAAGUAGAGGAAGAGAAUCAUAUGCGCCUGUUCCUAAGCGAAGUCCUGGCAAGCAGUAUGCCGAAGUUGACGAUCACGACAUGGAAGAUUUAGAGCUUCGGGUUCAGGCACGAGAUGAAAGGGACGAGGCGCCGAUGACUCCUCCAGCGACCUCACGGUCCAUGAGUCCAAUCAUUGCAAACCCCACGAUCGAUUUUGAGGGCUUGUCGUGGCCGAGCGCCGGCACGUUGGCCCGAUUACACGAGCGUGAAGAUGCCGAGAAGGCGCAGGCACGCUUGCAAAAGCUAUCAGGUGCAGUACGAACGAUUCUGGAAUGCUUAGGCGAAGACCCGGAUCGGGAGGGAUUGCAUGGUACGCCCGAGCGGUACGCCAAAGCCAUGAUGUUCUUCACAAAGGGCUAUGAAGAGAAUCUGAGGGAUGUGGUUAAUGGCGCAGUCUUCCACGAAGACCAUGACGAGUUAGUCAUUGUCAAAGAUAUUGAGAUCUAUAGCCUGUGCGAGCACCACUUGGUGCCAUUCACUGGCAAGAUGCACAUUGGCUACAUUCCAAACAAUCGAGUCAUUGGACUCUCCAAGCUCGCACGAAUCGCUGAGAUGUUUAGCCGGCGUCUCUCGGUGCAGGAGCGUCUGACCAAGCAGGUUGCGCUAGCCCUGUCGGAAGUGCUAAGACCGCAAGGUGUAGCAGUAGUAAUGGAGAGCACACACAUGUGCAUGGUCAUGCGCGGCGUACAGAAAUCCGGGGCCAUCACGACCACGAGCUGCAUGCUCGGCGCCAUGAGAAAGCGAGCGAAGACUAGAGACGAGUUCUUGAGCUUACUGGGAAGGAAAUAG